Molecule: messenger RNA, 1249 nt
Organism: Capsicum annuum
Lineage: Eukaryota; Viridiplantae; Streptophyta; Magnoliopsida; Solanales; Solanaceae
Product: (+)-neomenthol dehydrogenase
Cellular component (GO): membrane
Molecular function (GO): oxidoreductase activity, acting on the CH-OH group of donors, NAD or NADP as acceptor
Source: RefSeq, a predicted model, not a curated record
AUUAGCCAACAAUACAUUAGCCGCCCUUAUUUCAUUCCUAACUAUAUCCAGUAUUAUAUAGUGAAAUAGUUCUACCAAACCCAAUGCACUGUUAGUUACAUAAGCCUGCUUAGACCAAAAAAACUGGAUAUCAAGAAUCAAGAUCUACUAAUCCUUUCAACAAUGGCAGAGUAUGCAGUAGUGACUGGGGGGAACAAAGGGAUAGGAUAUGAAACAUGCAGACAACUAGCAAGCAAAGGUGUAGUGGUUGUGUUGACAUCAAGAGAUGAAAAGAAAGGCAUUGAAGCUAUUGAAAGGCUCAAGGAGGAGUCAAACUUCACUGAUGAACACAUUUUGUUUCAUCAACUUGAUAUUAUGGAUCCAGCUAGUAUUUCUUCUCUUGUCAACCUCAUCAAAACCAAAUUUGGAAGGCUCGAUAUUUUGAUUAACAACGCAGGAAUUUCUGGAGUUAUGGUAGAAGGAGAUGUACAAGUACUAAAAGAGAUACUAGAAAGAUAUAUCUCAAUCGUUUUUACUGAAGAUGAAAAUGGAGAAGAGGGAGGUUGGACGAAAUCAGGUCCUGGCAGUGUUACAAAUUAUGAGUUGACAAAAGAAUGCAUAGAGACAAAUUACUAUGGUGCAAAAAGGAUGACUGAAGCAUUUAUCCCUCUCCUUCAGCUCUCUAAUUCACCAAGGAUUGUUAAUGUCGCUUCUAGCAUGGGAAAGUUAAAGCUAUUGUGCAACAAAUGGGCAAUAGAAGUGCUACGUGAUGCUGAUAGCCUCACAGAAGAAAAGGUAGAUCAGGUGGUGAAUGAAUUUCUCAAAGAUUUCACAGAGAAAUCAACAGAAUCCAAAGGAUGGCCAAGUUACUUCACAGCCUACAAAGUCUCAAAAGCAUCGUUGAUUGCCUACACAAGAGUUUUAGCUACCAAAUAUCCGAAUUUUCGAAUAAACUCUGUAUGUCCUGGCUAUUGCAAAACAGACGUAAAUGCAAAUACUGGAAGCUUAACUGCUGGAGAAGGUGCUGAGAGCUUGGUGAAUCUUGCUUUGCUUCCAAACGAUGGACCUUCUGGCCUUUUCUUUUACAGAAAGGAGGUCACUUUUUUUUGAGCAUUGUUAGAUCCACAAAAUUGGUUUGCGUAUUUGGCAGAAUUGAAUCGUUUUCUAUCAGUUUUAUAGACAUUGCAAGAAUAAGAUGGAUAUAUAUUUCUUUUAAGUUACCCUAAUUUUAUCGUUUUAAUUAUGAAUUAUUCACUACUGUUAUUUUGGA